GGGCUUUGCGUCACAGAGGUGCGACAGAGUCCCGGGCUGAGUCGCCGCCACCGGCAGGUCUGAGCUGCGGGCCGAGGCGGCGCCGCCGCUGCCGCAGGGUGCGCGAUGCCUUGAACCUGGGAAACUAUGUGAAGCAACACUCUUUCUGGAUUUUGAAAGACAUCAUUUCAUCAUGGGACAGCAAAUUUCGGAUCAGACACAGUUGGUUAUUAACAAGUUACCAGAAAAAGUAGCAAAACAUGUUACAUUGGUUCGAGAAAGUGGCUCCUUAACUUAUGAAGAAUUUCUUGGGAGAGUAGCUGAGCUUAAUGAUGUAACUGCUAAAGUGGCUUCUGGCCAGGAAAAACAUCUUCUCUUUGAGGUACAACCUGGGUCUGAUUCCUCUGCUUUUUGGAAAGUGGUUGUACGGGUGGUCUGUACCAAGAUUAACAAAAGCAGUGGCAUUGUGGAGGCAUCACGGAUCAUGAACUUAUACCAGUUUAUUCAACUUUAUAAAGAUAUCACAAGUCAAGCAGCAGGAGUGUUGGCACAGAGCUCCACUUCUGAAGAACCCGAUGAAAACUCAUCCUCUGUAACAUCUUGUCAGGCUAGUCUUUGGAUGGGAAGGGUGAAGCAGCUGACCGAUGAGGAGGAGUGUUGUAUCUGCAUGGAUGGGCGGGCUGACCUCAUCCUGCCUUGUGCUCACAGCUUUUGUCAGAAGUGUAUUGAUAAAUGGAGUGAUCGACACAGGAAUUGCCCUAUUUGUCGCCUACAGAUGACUGGAGCAAAUGAAUCUUGGGUGGUAUCAGAUGCACCUACUGAAGAUGAUAUGGCUAACUAUAUUCUUAACAUGGCUGAUGAGGCAGGCCAGCCCCACAGGCCAUGACCUUGGAGUGAAAGUCUUCUGUUGCUAUUGUGCGCUACAAAUAUUUGGUCAUGGGGGAAGAAUGCAGGGUUAUGGCACAGACACAGAAAAAAUCCAUUUUGCCCACUCUUUUAUUUUUGCUAUUCUGAUCAUUUGUGCCCCUUUUAAAAAUAAACUUCCCAUGUCUUCCAUUUGUGGUACUAAAAUUUGCUACUGUUUUAGACCAUAUUUUCCUGUUAUUCAUCUGUUCAAAUUUGUAUUAUUACAACUAAUAGCUCUUGAAUUCUUUGCUAAAGGUAACAGCAGCACUUCCAGAGGCUUCUGAAACACUACUGUUUUGCAGGGCAGGAGUAUUCUGGAAUCUUUUUACUUAGAUAUAAAAUAAACCUCAAACAUUAGAAAGUUGUAGCCAUCGGAGCGAGGAAAUUUUAAGUGACUGAAAAUGUAGAAUACUUCAAAGUGCAUGUUACUACUUAAAACUAGUCUUUCUGCUGGAAUCUAAGGAGUAUAUAUGCCCCCUUGUGGUUAAUUAUUGCUCCUUUAAUAAUUUUUACUUGAAAUGAUCCACAAUUAUUUCAUAACUUUAACAGUGUGUUUUGGAACUACUGUGCUUAAAGAUUUGUUUGUUUGUUUUUGCCAUACUGUAUAAUUUGAGUGAGGUCUACAAAGUUGGGUGUGACUUUCCUUUGCAAAUGGAUUUCUCCUGGGAAAUUUUCUUGGCUGUUCUGGAAGUGCUUUCCCACAGCUGGGUAACUGUUCUAAAUGGCUUUGAUAAUGCUCACACAUCUUGGAGUUUCAAAAGGAAAUUCUUCUGCAUCACAAAUACUAAAUUUUAUAUUUCUAAAUUAUUAUAAGUCAUUUAAUAUUGGUUUAUGGUGCUUUUAUUUCCUUAACUUGAAAACAUCUUUCUGAGAUUUCAGAGUCCUCAAAUUUCUUAGAUUAAGAGACAAGAGGCCAGUGCAGUGGUUCACACCUGUAAUCCCAGCACUUUGGGAGGCCGAGGUGGGCGGAUCAUUUGAGGUUAGGAGUUUGAGACCAACCUGGCCAACAUGGCGAAACCCUGUCUCUACUAAAAUAACAAAAAUUUAGCUCUACUAAAAUACAAAAAUCGUGGUGGCAGGCGCCUGUAAUCUCAGCUACUCGGGACGCUGAGGCAGGAGAAUCGCUUGAACCCAGGAGGUGGAGGUUGCAGUGAGCUGAGGUCACACCACUGCACUCCAGCCUGGGAGACAGAACGAGACUCCGUCUCAAAGAAAAAAAAAAAAAAGACAUGAAAAUAGAGUGAGGCUUUUUUACCAUAUAUACAUAAAAUACUUAUGAAAAUUAGAAGAUAAUUUGGCAUUCUUACUGUUUCACAGUACUUCCAUUGAAAUACUCUUUCCAUUAAAAUAUUCUGAAAGAAUAUAGUAAUAAUGGAAUUGUGAUCUUCAGUUGCACCUCAACCAUUUUUUUUUGCUUAUGAACUAAAAUUUCUAAAAUUAACAUUUCAGCAUGUAAUAAAGCAAGGGCCUGUCUCCUUUAAAAUUUAACAUUCCAUAUAAUUUUUUGACUUAUUCAUAAGUUGCAAAUAUUACUAUUUUCCUAAACCAGGGUACACAAUUUAAGUUGCCACUUAUUGAUGACAGAAUUUCUGGAUAAUAGGAUUUUAAUAGGCAAGCAAAUAAAAUUAAUUUCAAGGAAAAACAUCUGGCCAGAGGUAGCUUGAUUUUGCCCCCCAAAAUACUGAAGACUAAUCCAUUGAUAUUCAUAAUGGGACAGCUAAAUACUAAAUAGCUAACUACUCCCCGUGGAGGUUUAUGCAAGCGGAGUACCAGGGGCUCCAUCAUAUCAACCUGGCAAUGCACUUGGUGGUUGUGCGACCUUGAGAAAGUCUCUUACUCUUGUUUGUAGGUUCCUACUUUAGAAACUGAGACUUUAUUUGUGGUUUUCACACUAUUUCAGCAGCAAAAACUUUUUCAGGGAAAAUCUUACAGAACCCUUAAACACACGUGCAUACACACAUACCCUGCACCCCACUAUAUAAAAGUCAAAUUAAUAUAAAUGUCCUUAUUUAUUGUAUAAACUUUAUAUACUAUAAAUGUGAUUAAGUCAAUGAAUAAAAACAUAUUAAUGCAUUGGUGAUAUCCAGCAUGUUUGAAUUUGGUGAGUAACACAUAUAGUGGGAGUUGUUUUUUUAAAAAAAAAUUUAAUUAAAUUCAAGUCAAAUGUGCAGAACCCUGUAUCUCCUCCAUAGAUUCUUAGUAUUCCAUGGAACGUAUUUUGAAAACCUUGGGAUAGAUGAUCCACUGAAACCUUUUCCAGCUCUAAGAUUUUAAAUUGUCCUUUUAGAUUAGACUUGCUGAGUUUAAUUCAGUUUGCAUAAUUUUAAAAUGUUUCUGGAAAGUGAACAAAGUUACCUUACAGAGUUUUGGAUCUUUCCAGGGAUAGCCAAUGAUUUUAUCCCCCAGAAUCCUUCACCUUUCAAGGAAUUAUUUAACAUUGAGCCCAGUGACUCAAUAGGGCCCAAACCUUUUUAUUUUACAAUGUGAGCUCCAAGACACUUACUGAUCUACUGUGAAUAUAAAAUGUUAUUAUAGCCUUAGCAAAUAAAUGAGCACAGCUCUUUGUUCGCUCUAUUAAACUGGGUGAUAAUUAUUUAGAUGUGAAUGUUAGGUCAGUUCUACUGUAAUAACUAAUCAUAGAAGUUGUAAAUUUGUUUAAUGGAUGAAAUGUACACUUUUUGUAUUCUGUACAGCUUUGUCUUUUUUAAAUAUGAAAUACUUAAAUGUACUUACCAUGAUAGGAAAUAUAAUGUGUGCCUUCUAGGAUUUGUGAAGUGGUUUCAUGAACUCAAGGAAUUUGUUUUCCCUAUCCUAACUCAAUAACAGGGUUUACUCUGAUUAUGUAUAGAACCUUAGUUUGAGAAAAUGAAUUUUACUAUGUACUGAAUUUAGAGGUUGAGAAUAAUAGUAUCUGUGUUAUUCUUAGUACCCACUGAUAAAUUGUGCAAUAAAUAAUCUUUCGCAAGUAGUUUUAGCUAAUUGAAGAGAUUCUUUUCUUACGUAAUUUCACAUUCUAAUAUACUACAUGUUUAUAUUCC
This is a messenger RNA of Cercocebus atys (sooty mangabey), 3923 nucleotides long. It is a transcript of the gene RNF141, whose product is annotated as ring finger protein 141. The record is from RefSeq and is a predicted model, not a curated record. The transcript is spliced from 6 exons. Lineage: Eukaryota; Metazoa; Chordata; Mammalia; Primates; Cercopithecidae. Gene Ontology annotation, molecular function: ubiquitin-protein transferase activity. The coding region runs from base 173 to 865 and encodes 230 amino acids. Gene Ontology annotation, biological process: protein autoubiquitination.